Molecule: messenger RNA, 1738 nt
Organism: Entelurus aequoreus (snake pipefish)
Lineage: Eukaryota; Metazoa; Chordata; Actinopteri; Syngnathiformes; Syngnathidae
Product: intermediate filament protein ON3-like
Exons: 7
Coding region: 40-1215 (391 amino acids)
Biological process (GO): intermediate filament organization; keratinization
Cellular component (GO): keratin filament
Molecular function (GO): structural constituent of skin epidermis
Source: RefSeq, a predicted model, not a curated record
GUGUCCUGGCAGGUGCGCUUCUUGGAGCAGCAGAACAAAAUGCUGGAGACCAAGUGGAACCUCCUGCAGGGUCAGACCACCACCCGCUCCAACAUCGACGCCAUGUUUGAGGCCUACAUCACCAACCUGCGCAGACAGUUGGACAGUUUGGGCAACGACAAGAUGAAGCUGGAGGCCGACCUGCACAACAUGCAGGGCCUGGUGGAGGACUUCAAGAACAAGUAUGAAGAUGAGAUCAACAAGCGUACAGAGUGUGAGAACGACUUCGUCCUCAUCAAGAAGGAUGUCGACGAGGCCUACAUGAAUAAGGUCGAGCUGGAGGCCAGGCUGGAGAGUCUGACAGACGAGAUCAACUUCCUCCGGUCCAUCUAUGAAGAGGAGCUGCAUGAGCUCCAGAGCCAGAUCAAGGACACUUCCGUCAUCGUGGAGAUGGACAACAGCCGCAACUUGGACAUGGACUCCAUCGUUGCAGAAGUCAAAGCUCAGUACGAGGACAUCGCCAACCGCACUCGGGCUGAGGCAGAGACGUGGUACAAGUCCAAGUACGAGGAGAUGCAGACGUCCGCCAGCAGAUAUGGAGACGACCUGAGGGCCACCAGGACGGAGAUCGCAGACCUGAACCGCAUGAUCCAAAGACUGACAUCUGAGAUCGAUUCAGUCAAGGGACAGCGCGUCAACCUGGAGAACCAGAUCGCCGAGGCCGAGGAGCGCGGCGAGCUGGCCGUGAAGGACGCCAAGUCCCGCAUCAGGGACCUGGAGGACGCCCUGCAGAGAGCCAAGCAGGACAUGGCCCGCCAGAUCCGCGAGUACCAGGACCUGAUGAACGUCAAGCUGGCUCUGGACAUCGAGAUCGCCACCUACAGGAAGCUGCUGGAGGGCGAGGAGGACAGACUGGCCAACGGCAUCAAGUCCAUCAACAUCUCCAAACAAAGCACGAGCUACGCCCCCAUGGACAUGAAGAGCAGCUACUCCGGCAGCUACUCCAGCUACGGCAGCGGCGGCGGCUACGGCGGCGGCUACGGCAGCGGCAGCGGCUACGGCAGCGGCUACGGCAGCGGCGGCGGCGGCGGCUACAGCAGCGGCAACACCAGCGGCUUCAGCGGCGGCAGCGGCUACAGCACCACCACCCAGACGAAGAAGAACGUGGUCAUCAAGAUGAUCGAGACCAAGGACGGCCGGGUGGUGUCCGAGUCCUCCGAAGUCAUCGAGGAUUGAGCCGGGUUUUCUAGGAGCUCCCUUUUAUCUUUGCCCUCCUUUUGGUAGUUUUUACACUCACACGUCAAGCUCGCCCACGCACCAACUUAACGUCUUUUUUUUUUUGUCAUUAACCUGUCCGAAGCUUACCAAGUCCCGUAACAAACAGUAGAAUACCAUUUAUGACCUGAAAGGGACCAAAGAAUCUAUUGUGUUAUGUCUGAUAGUUGUCUCUGGAAAGUGACGUUAAAAGUGAAGGCAAAUCCAAAAUUUGAACGUACAGCUACUCCACCCACGAAAGGACUGCUGCCCUCCUCCUCCUUGUGGUGAACAGUGGUGUUGUCGAAGGAACGUGAACGUACUGAAGAGUCCACCGUCUAACUAAUGUGUAUGAAACUCCUGCUACAGUAGGUAGUGCAUGCCCCCCCCCCGCCCCCCCCCCAUGCCCGUGCGUGUCCUGUAACCGGAGAGCGCCCACGUGACCGUAGUGUCGUCCCGAGGUGCUGUUUUUGCUACCACACCAAAUAAAAAUGUGUCUGAAAAA